GAGGCCCGCGUCCCGGCGGCGGGAGGAGGGCUGCGGACGGGGAGGAAGAGGAGGAGCCCCGCCGCUCGCCCGCCGCAGGAAGCAGCCGGAGAAUGUGCGGUAGCGCCGGGGGCCCGGCCGGCACGCCGUGACAGCCCGCCCCGGCACCGCUCUCGCUUCGCCCCGGCUGGCCCGACCCCUCCCCGCGGAGGAAACAUGUCCAAGAUGCCGGCCAAGAAGAAGAGCUGCUUCCAGAUCACCAGCGUGACCACGGCGCAGGUGGCCAGCAGCAUCACCGAGGACACCGAGAGCUUAGACGACCCAGAUGAGUCCCGGACCGAGGACGUCUCUUCGGAAAUCUUUGAUGUGUCCCGAGCCACCGACUACGGCCCCGAGGAUGUUUGCGAGCGGAGCUCCUCAGAAGAGACUCUCAACAACGUGGGUGAGGCCGAAACUCCUGGCAGCGUCUCUCCCAACCCCCUUCUGGACGGGCAUCUGGCUGUGGCUGCGGGAGGGGCGGCUGCAGCUCCGCCAGCUGUAGCCCCCAACGGGGGGGCUGUGCCCAAGAGCUCUGCCCUGCCCCUGCCAGCUGCUGCCUCGGGCGCUGCCAUGGCAGGAGGCAGCACUGCUCCACCUGCCGUGCCCUCCACGGGGCCUCCUGCAUCUGCCCCUCCUGGGACCAUGUCUCAAACCGUGGCCGCUGCCUGCAGCUCGCGCUUCAGGGUGAUCAAGCUGGACCAUGGCACAGGGGAGCCCUACAGGCGAGGACGAUGGACGUGUAUGGAGUAUUAUGACCGGGACUCAGACGGUGGUGGUGCUGUCCUGAGCAGGACUGGAGAUUGCAUUCGGCACAGCAGCACCUUUGAGCAGGCUGCUCAGGACAGGGACAGCGGCCUUGGUGCCACGGGAGGUUCCAUCGUGGUUUCGGCUGUGCCGGUGUCGGCCCAUGGCCCUGAUUCUAUAGCUGACAGUUCCCUGUCUGCUGUGUCACAGCUGCUCCAGACAGAGAAAAUGAACCAGUCCUCUCUACAGCAACCUAAUUUUGUCAUUGGGCAACAACAGCAGCCGCAGCAGCCCAUAGGUGGGGCCAUGCCUCAGAGUACUGCUCAGCCGAUGUUCUCUGGGGCUCCAGUAGCGAACCAGCAGAUGAUGGUGCCACAGCAGCCUCAGCCUCCAGCCAGUACGCAGGGUGUUGCACAGCCUGGACCCAACGGGAAAGCCAUGGCACCUCCCAGUGCAGCAGUGGGGCAGCCGAGCAUUCCUGUGGCACAGCAGCAGGUGCAGCAGGCAAACGUACCAGUGACUCAGCCUCAACAAUUUGCUUAUUCUCAGUCCCAGAUCCCACCGGUGCAUCUACUGCCGACGCAGCCUUCUGGUCAGACUGAAUACAUGCAGCACAUGACAAUUAUGCAGUCUCAAGGAACUAUUCAGCAGGCUACUGCGGGCUCUGUUCCAAGUACUGUGGCUUCCAGCCUUCCUGUGGGGCAGGUGACCAGCCAGAAUCCCUCACCUGUGGGAGUGCCAGCCAUGGGGGUGUCGGCGCAGCCCGGCGAAGCGGUCGGACAGGGAUCAGGAUUAGUGCAGGGUGGGCAGACACAAGCUGGUCAGAGCACCGUCCCGCAGCCCGGAGGGGUGGUGCAGCAAGGCAUGGGGCAGACAGGGGUUGUGCAACAGAAAUCUGUGACUCAGCAUCCAAUGGGUGGAAGCAGUCAAGUGUCCGGAAUGCCUGGUGCUCCCCACGCCGUGGUCUCCGGGGUUCAGAACGUGCCUGCAGCCGUGCCCGGUACCAGCGUGCCUACUGCCUCUACCACCACUUCUGUUACUAUGCCAAAUGUCCCUGUUACACCAGCGCAGUCACAGCUGAGCAGCCACACCUCUGCCAGCAGGAGCUCCGGUGUUGUCCAGCCACAGCACGUGGGACACUCGCUGAUGCCAGGCACACCCAGUGUACCUGCUGGUCUGACACAGCCAAACCUCGGACAGUUUCAGACUCAAGCUCAAUCCUUAGUAGGCCAGAUUGAUGAUACUAGAAGAAAAUCGGAACCCCUACCUCAGCCACCACUUUCUCUUAUAGCUGAAAAUAAACCUCUUGUGAAGCCUCCCAUUCCAGACACUCUAGCAAAUCCUCUCCAGUUACCUGCAAGUACUCCUAUGAACAGUUUUGCCAGCUCUGUGUUUGGCAUAUCUAUUCCUGUUGAUGGUGAUGAAGACAGGAAUCCGUCAACUGCAUUCUACCAAGCGUUCCAUUUCAACAAGUUACGCGAGUCAAAGACCUUCUGGGAUAGUGCAUCUGGUGCAAGCGUUGUUGCCAUUGACAACAAAAUAGAACAGGCAAUGGAUCUAGUGAAAAGCCAUUUGAUGUAUGCAGUAAGAGAAGAAGUGGAAGUCCUGAAGGAACAAAUAAAAGAAUUAGUUGAAAGGAACUCUUUACUUGAACGUGAGAACGCACUGUUAAAAUCUCUUUCAAACAAUGAUCAGUUAUCCCAACUCUCAAGCCAACAGGCCAACCCCAGUAGCACUUCACAAGCAGUGACAGCACAGCCUCCUCAGCCAGCACAACCCCCACAGCAACCGAAUGUCUCCUCGGCGUGAAGCUUCCCCGAGAGCCUGCGAGCAGCCUGUGCCCUGGCACCUCCCUCACCUCUGUCCCAGCCAGCAGCCACGCUUCUCUUGUCUCUUUGGCCUUUUCAGUAUUAGACAAUCAUUCUACACGAGCUGCCCCUCACUGGUGUCUGAGGCCUGCAGGUGGUGUCCCUUAAGCCACCAGUGCCCGAGGGAGGUCUGAGAGGGAGUUCCUGGUGCACAGGAUGCCUCUGCUUGGUGUGCAGGAGUGAGAUCUGCAGGGGCUUGGGUGGCUCUCCAAGGUUUCCAUUUCCCGUGGAUUACUUUGCGCCUUGCUAUCUGCUAAGCAGUAACAAUUCAUCUGAAGAGCCACUGUUCUUUCAAUAUAAGUAACAUUUGCCUACAUUAGUUUCAUUUGUUUUAUUUAUUACAGGGCUGCUAUUUUCAUAAUGUACAUGAACAAUGUCACAGAACUUUUUUAUUUUUUUUUAAAUAAAUGUAUGUAUCAGUAAAAUGAUAGAUGGGAUUGCGUUUAAUAGAUAAAAUGUUUAGGCAAUAAUGGAACAAAAGAAUCCUGGCAUAUUUCUAACACUAAUGGCAAUUUACCUUUGGUAUUUAUUUACGGUAGUAAAGAUGCAGCUUGAAUGUAAAUUUUGUAUAGAGUGUAAGUAUGAAAACCAUAGUGCAUCUGUACAGGUAGUCACCAGUUAUUGUGAUAUAAUAAAUAAUUGAUGGGCUAUUUUGAUGAAGAAAACUUUGCUCAUUUCUGUUUCUACUUUCUAAUUGAGAGAAAUUGCCAUGAUUCCUCUGCUUUUUGACAUUUCGUAUAGGUUUGGGUUUUGUUGUGUUUUUUUUUUGGGUGGGAAUAAAAAGCUGUGAAAAUUGUUCAACCUACUUUGUAACCAAAAGAAGCAAAGCUGUGUAAUUGAGGUUUUGGUUUUUUGUUUGUUUGGGUUUUUUUUUUUAAUUUUUAUUUCAUAAUGCACAUCUUUAUGUAUUUUUAUUUAGUGUUUUUCUCAUUCACAAACUUUCUUUGCUGUCUAGCAUGAUCUGCAUGACCCUAUAAUCUUUGAACCACUUUCGUACCUCAUGUUUUUAUCCAGCACUCUUAUUGUAAUAUGUAAUAGUCUGUGAACAAUGUCAAAUAAACAAGAAAGAACAGCUGGUGUUGGUGGAGCUGAACUAGUGUGCUGUACACUAGUUGUUUAAAAAGAUAAAUGAAGUGAGCCAUCUUUUGUUCAUUAAAAUGGUGUUUUUGAAUUUCGUAUGCAGAAAACGUUUUGUUACAUUGCAGAUUUUAAUGUAUUUAAUAAAUGCAACAUGCAGAUUAAGUGCAGUGUAUACUGAGUAUUUAAAUUAAAAAUGUACAUUUCAUAAAUACAGUUUCAAGAGAGACCAUCAUUUGUGUAAACUAACACAGUGUGUCAAAUUGAUGUAUAAAUAUAUAUUUUAACACCUUUUCUGAAAUUAAACUGCAGUUUUGUUGAA
Calypte anna (Anna's hummingbird) is the source of this 4029-nucleotide messenger RNA. RefSeq names its product TSC22 domain family member 2 (gene TSC22D2). The coding region runs from base 196 to 2571 and encodes 791 amino acids. Gene Ontology annotation, biological process: regulation of transcription by RNA polymerase II. Lineage: Eukaryota; Metazoa; Chordata; Aves; Apodiformes; Trochilidae. The transcript is spliced from 4 exons. The record is from RefSeq and is a predicted model, not a curated record.